UGCAUUUUUAUUGACGUGUCCGAAAUGACAACUGCGGCGUUUUUUGUGAUGUUUAGUGGGUAAAUAUUAAUUUCUAUAAUAAAUGUGGGAUAUUUUCAACUAAAUCAGCAAAUAUUUAAUAUUCUACACAACAGAGCUUAGUAUAGCAGCUGGGCAAAAUGUCGUAUACCGGUCGAACAAGUGGUCCAAACGAUUUCUAUGCAAGCGGAGGUGAGCAGUCGUAUAAUUUCGAGGUGCCCGAGUUCGGCCAAGAGCUGAAUUUUCAAACCUUUGACAAUACACAGAGCUCUGUUCCACCGAAUUACGAUGCUGCAUAUGGAGCAAGCAAUCAAGGACUGGGUGGUUUCUAUGAUCCCAAUGCAUAUGUAAGUCAGACGUAUGAUCAGGAUUCGGGGUUCAAACCAGGUGCUUCCGGAAGCGAGUUCGAUGAUGAGCCUCCUUUAUUGGAAGAACUGGGAAUCAAUCCGCAUCAUAUUUUUCUAAAGACACUGGCUGUGCUAAAUCCUAUGCGCGCCACGGACCAAUCCAUUCUCCAGGACACUGACAUGGCCGGUCCAUUGGUCUUUUGUUUGGCUCUAGGUGGAUUCCUUCUACUGAGUGGCAAAGUAACAUUCUCGUACAUUUAUGGCAUCGGCGUGAUGGGCUGCAUCGCCUUCUAUUGUCUGCUGUCGCUGAUGGCAACACAAGCGCAAGUAACCUUCGGUGCUGUGGUCUCGGUACUCGGCUAUUGUUUGCUACCCAUGGUGGUGUUGUCCGGUAUUAACGUUUUAAUCACCAUACAGGGUACAUUGGGACUAAUUGUCGCUGGCGUUGCGAUACUCUGGUGCGCAAUGUCUGCAUCGAAGCUCUUCGUGACGGCCUAUUCAAUGGACCAUCAACAAGUGCUGAUCGCGUAUCCGUGUGCUCUCUUGUAUGGCGUUUUUGCGUUGAUUACGAUUUUUUAAAUACAAAACCAUGCAACCAAGCACAAUAGUGGCCUAGUAAAAAUUAAAUGUAUAACAUUGAUAAUAAUAAUGGUGGCGAUAUGAGGAAAGUAACAAGAAAAAAACUAAACAAAAACAGCGAACGAAAUUACAAAAAAACUGUAGUUUUUGAAUUCAUAUUUUAUAUUAUAAUAAAUUACUGAUAAAUUUAA
This is a messenger RNA of Anastrepha ludens (Mexican fruit fly), 1135 nucleotides long. RefSeq names its product protein YIPF5 (gene Yip1d1). Lineage: Eukaryota; Metazoa; Arthropoda; Insecta; Diptera; Tephritidae. Gene Ontology annotation, cellular component: membrane; trans-Golgi network. The record is from RefSeq and is a predicted model, not a curated record. Gene Ontology annotation, biological process: vesicle fusion with Golgi apparatus; endoplasmic reticulum to Golgi vesicle-mediated transport. The transcript has 7 exons. Bases 159 to 944 code for a protein of 261 amino acids.